UCGCAACACCAGAAACCCACAAAAUGAGUGCAGCAGACACUGAUGCGAUCGUCUUGGUCGAGCGGCAGCUCAAAGAUAUUGUGCAAACGCUGUAUAACCUCAUCGUGCAGGCGUAUGAUCACCAUGGCAUCAAGACGCAAGAAGCUAUGAAGCGCGAGGUCCAAGCGCUCAUCCAGGAUCUUGUGAAGUUGUCACAGACAGCUCCUCUUGUGCAGAUCGACAUACCACCAGAAGUCACAAACUACGUAGAAAGCUCUCGUAAUCCCGACAUUUACACUCGAGAGUUUGUCGAACUUGUGCAACGCACGAAUCAGAUGCUGAAAGGCCGCGGAGAAGCCUACCGUUUUCUACAAGAGCAGAUCUCGUGGCAACUCUCGAACGCUGUACCGGAACUGCAAAAUGAUGUUACUAGGGUCGUAGAAGCUACUGCUGGUAAAGUUCCGCCCUGAUCGUUUAGGUCGCGGUCAGGUGCUCGAAGUCACAUCGCCAAAUUGCACUGCUCCCUCUACGAUUACUCAAUCGAGUUCGAAGCACCUUCAAAACGCCAUCGAGACAAGGCCUUCUUUACGAUACCCUUCUCCCGCUUAUGUCAAUGGUAUUUUCUUGCUUCCACUAUAUAGCCUACUACCGAUUAUUCAGCCUGGGUCAGGGGGCCACACCCACAAUCGACGACGUGUAGGCCGUAGAAUAAUAUGGCAGCUGCCUUCGCGUUGCGUGGCAUCGAAACGCUUCUUGGUCUGUAGAAAUAUACGUGGUUCUCUGAUUAGCAGGUCCCCGUCACACUUCGAUCAGUACGUGUGGCUGUCACAAUUACGCCCAAGGCAUAAUCACUGUAUCGCAAACAACAGAG
Messenger RNA from Boeremia exigua, 850 nucleotides. Its product is annotated as RNA polymerase-like protein II mediator complex subunit 10. Gene Ontology annotation, molecular function: transcription coregulator activity. The coding region runs from base 24 to 449 and encodes 141 amino acids. Gene Ontology annotation, cellular component: mediator complex. The record is from RefSeq and is a predicted model, not a curated record. The transcript is spliced from 3 exons. Gene Ontology annotation, biological process: regulation of transcription by RNA polymerase II. NCBI's taxonomy places the organism in Eukaryota, Fungi, Ascomycota, Dothideomycetes, Pleosporales, Didymellaceae.